AUAACCCUUGCGUCAUCUGUGCGGAUUUUACCUAUGCCAGCAGUCUGAUUCGGGGGUUUAGAGACCGCUGAAAAAAAAUCCCCAACCCUAGAUUCAGAUACCGCCAUUUUCUUCUCUAGCGUGCCGGAAUUCAUCGGCGCCAGAAUAGAAUUCAUCAAAGGUUCUGCUUAGAACGAUACCAUUUCCUCCUGAUCCGCCUACGAUCGCCAUCGACAGUUGUUCUUAUUCGUCGAUUUCUCAUUAGCGGCGGCGGGGGAACUCAUAGCCUCAUCGGAGCAGCUGCAUUAUCUCGUGAUCGCUCUGCGAACAAUUCAAGAUCUGGCGCACCAGGUUGCUCGACAAGGGAUUGAUGGGAUACUGUUGCAGGAGAAGGAAGCGGUGGAGAUGCUGAGGAAGCCAACAAGUCCAGUCAAAGUCUUGAACAAGGCCACGAGAGGCGAUCAAGUAUCAGAGUCAUUAGUGGGGAAACAUGAGUGGUGGAAGUGGCAGUGGAGAGCAGAAAGGGUCUGGUUUAGAAAGAUCAGUCACAAGCGUUCAUUUGCUAGUAAGGGAAAAGGUUAUGAUGUGGUUUCGAAAGCCAAGGUCACCGUGUGUUUUAUUUCUGCUUUCUACUAUAUGUGCUGCAGCAGCUAGCUGCUGAUUGUGCAACGAUCUUCUUCUCCCAUGCUAACUAUACUAUAUUUGGAGUGUUAAAUUGUGCAAUGAUCUUCUUCUCCUAUGCUGCAAUUUUUUCCUUACCAUGCUAUCUAACCCAAUAUAUCAUGCACUUCCAUUAGUUGUACCUAAAUUGACUUUUGCUUCCUAAAUUGCAGCUCUCUUGAUCAAAGACUGUCGUCAUUGAAAGACUGCAAAUAUCCAGAAAAAGGCCGAUGUGGUAUCAAAACUCCUGGGUUGGACGCAGUGACAUAUAAGACAUGGCAGUUUUCUUUUCCGGUGAACUUGGUGUACUAGUAUUUCCCAGAUCCAAAUCCCCAAGUUAAAGCUAUUGCAGGAAUGCUUCCUGAUGAUAUAGCUCGAUUCAAGCCAUGUAGACUUUGUCAAUACUUCAGGGACUUACAAGGAGGCAGAGAUAUCUUAACAAAGAACUGUCAAGUAUAUACUCAAACGGGAACAGAAAACAACAACAGGGGAUGUGGAUAAACUGUGGCGGUCAAAUACACAACGGGUGCUAGUUCCAGCACAUGCACCCAGCCUCAGGUUAAGAGGGCAUACAGUGCAUUAAAUGAUGUGGGGUGAUUUAGAAGGAAAGGAAUUUUUACACUGUGGAUCUUGCUGGAACUUAUCUAUGUUCAAGUAUGAUAAUCUUGAUUUUAUUGUGAAUUGUGAGUUGUAAAAUGUCAAGCAAAUACCUUUUGUUGGAUUUCCUUCUGUUAAUUUGUUUUAUAAGUAAUAUGUAACCUGGAAUGGAACUUAAUUAUUUGAAUUUUAAUGUAUGGUUAAUAUAAAGUAUCUACCUUCCAGCUAAUAAGAAAC
Molecule: messenger RNA, 1473 nt
Organism: Linum tenue
Lineage: Eukaryota; Viridiplantae; Streptophyta; Magnoliopsida; Malpighiales; Linaceae
Source: the annotation of a GenBank genome assembly